AUGAGGGAAAAUCAUUGUAUGGAGAUUAGGCUUUUCCCGAGAGACAACGCUCAAUCCACAGAGAUCCGUGAACAACAAAGAAUCGCACACCUGCCAAGACCAAACUGCAGCACCAAAAUGGCCCCCAGCGCCGUGCCACCCGAGAGCGCUCCCGUCGCCGAGAGCUACUGGUCGCGGCUCAAAAACGUCGUGACGGGCAACACGGCCGGGCCCAAGCUCCCGGAGCUGAGCAGCAGCCACGCCGCCUAUGCCGCCAGCGACAACAACACAUCGGACCAUACCGACCCGCAGCAGCAGCAGCAGCACACCCCAAUCGCAAUAGUGGGCAUGGCAUGCCGCAUGCCGGGUGCCGUGUCCUCGCCCGCCGAGUUCUGGGAGCUCCUCACCCGCUGCAGGACCGGCUUCGGGCCCAUCCCGGCAGCGACGCGCUUCGACCCAGCCGCGUUCAACCAUCCCGUGCCGGGACGGGGCGGCUGCUUCACGCCCGCGGGCGGCAACUUUCUGCAGUGCGACGUGCGGGCGUUCGACGCGCCGUUUUUCGGCCUGACGGAGAAGGAGGCCGUCGCGCUGGAUCCGCAGCAGCGGCUGCUCCUGGAGUGCACGUUCGAGGCGCUCGAGAACGCCGGCAUCCCGAGGCAUACGAUCGUGGGCAGGGACGUCGGCGUGUUUGUAGGCGGCUCGUUUCCGGAAUACGAGAGCCACCUGUUCAAGGACAGCGAUGCCAUCCCCAUGCACCAGGCCACGGGGUGCGCGUACGCCAUGCAGUCGAAUCGCAUCUCGCACUUUUUCGACCUCAGAGGUCCCAGUUUCACGUCGGACACGGCUUGCUCGUCCAGCAUGGUCGCCGUGCAUCUGGCAUGCCAGAGUCUGCGGGCCGGGGAGUCGAGCGUGGCGCUUGUUGGGGGUUGUCACCUCAACAUGCUUCCCGAGUUUUGGAUCUCGUUUUCCACAUCGAGACUCCUCUCCGACACAGGCCGGUCGAUAUCCUUCGACAACCGCGGCACGGGCUUCGGGCGCGGCGAGGGCUGCGCCAUGAUGGUUCUGAAACCUCUCGACCGGGCGGUGCGCGACAAGGACGCGAUCCGCGCCGUCAUCGUCGGCACGGGCAUCAACCAAGACGGUCGCACGGCGGGCAUCACCACGCCCAACGGCGCGGCGCAGGAGGCGCUGAUCCAGCAAGUGUACCGCAGGUUCGGGCUCAGCCGGCGCGAGUGCGGCUUCGUCGAGGCGCACGGCACCGGCACGCGCGUCGGCGACCCCAUCGAGGCGAGGGCCAUCUACAACGCGCUGGGCAAGGGGAGGGCGCGCCGCGAUCCGCUGCUGAUCGGGUCCGUCAAGUCCAACAUUGGGCAUCUGGAGGGCGCGUCGGGCAUGGCUGCGUUGCUCAAGGCGGUGCUGAUGAUGGAGAGGGGGUUUGUGCUGCCCAACUUCGACUUCAAGGAGCCAAACCCAAAGAUACAGUGGAAGGAGUGGAACCUCCGCGUCCCUACCAUGCAGAUCCCGUUUCCGCGCGACAAAAAGUACAUCAGCAUCAACAACUUUGGGUUCGGCGGCACCAACGGUCAUGUCGUCAUCCAGGCUGCUCCUUACACCGCCAAAGAGGAGCCCUCCAACGCGCCAGAGAAGAAGCAGCAUGGGGUAUUUGUCUUUACUGCCAACGACAAAGAAUCGCUGGCCGCCGUGAUGCAGGGCGUCGUCGUCUAUCUGGAGCGGCGGCCCGAGGUGUUUGAGGGAGCACUCAUGCGCAAUCUCGCCUACACGCUCGGCCAGCGUCGGUCGCUCCUCCAGUGGCGGGCAGCAAUCCACUCAAAACACUCCCUGGAGCUGAUCGAUGACCUGAACAACCAGCGGGCCGUGAUCCGCCGAGAGCCAGAAGCCGUCCGUCUAGGGUUUGUUUUCACGGGGCAGGGUGCGCAGUGGUGGGCAAUGGGCCGAGAGCUUUACGACCAGUAUCCAGUGUUCACUGCCAGCAUCGAUAAGGCGGAUGAUUGUCUAGCAGAUCUGGGGGCCGCGUGGUCGCUGGUGGAUGAACUCGCAAGGGAUGAAGAAACCACGCGCGUUGGCGAAGCGCACAUCAGCCAGCCGGCUUGCACUGCCAUUCAACUUGCACUUGUCGACCUCCUGCGUAGAUGGGGUGUCUAUCCGACAGCAGUGGCGGGGCAUUCGAGUGGAGAGAUCGCGGCAGCCUACUCGGCGGGCAUCAUUACAUUCGAAUCAGCCAUGACGAUUGCGUAUCACAGGGGCCGCCUGAUACCGAUACUCAAACAGCAGCAUCCGGCACUCCAGGGGCGCAUGAUGGCGGUAGGAGGUAACAAAGAUGACGUUCAGGCCUUGAUCGAUGGCCUACACGAGAAUCAGGUGCGGAUUGCUUGCUUCAACAGCCCGUCGAGCUUGACCAUAUCUGGCGACGAACCUGCCCUGGCCGAGCUCGAGAAGCUGGUUGAGAUCAGGCAAAUGUUCCACAGACGGCUCAUGGUCGACGUGGCCUAUCACUCUCACCACAUGGACCUGGUUUCCCAAGACUACCAAGUGGCUUUGACACAUCUGCCAGAGCCAAGCCGUUCAGCAGGGAUCAAGUUCUACUCAUCUCUGUACGGACGCCUGGCGGAAGCCUCCGAGCUGCAGGCCAAAUACUGGGUCGAGAACUUGACCUGCCCAGUGCGGUUUAGCGAUGCCAUGGAAAGCAUGCUGAAGCCGUCAGACACUAUGAAAACGGGCGUCACCUCUGUGGUAGAGCUCGGUCCUCACUCUGCACUGCAGGGCCCCAUCAAGCAGAUACUAAAGGCCGUCGGCGGAGCAGCCACCGGCGUCACGUACGACUCGGCUCUUGUCCGAAAGAAGGACGCCGUCGGGACCUUGAUGGACCUCGGCGUGUCUCUGUUCACAAAGGGCGUGAACCUUGACUUUGAAGCAGUCAACUUCCCCAAGCCUGACAAGGAGCCAACUCUACUGACAGAUCUGCCCAAUUACCCCUGGAACCACCGGACAAAAUACUGGCAGGAGUCACGCAUGACGACACGGCAUAAGCAACGGCCCCAUGCAAGAAGCGACCUCCUGGGCGUCGAGGCCAUCUACUCUACCGAGAUGGAGCCGACCUGGAGAAACAUACUGCGAAUCGACGAUGUCCCGUGGCUGCGCCAGCACAGAAUUCAGGGCAUGGUCAUGUAUCCAUUAGCCGCCUUUGUUGUCAUGGCUUUGGAGGCCAUGGCUCAGAUAGCAGCAUUACGGAACCGGCAGGUUGGUAAUCUCGAGGUGCGGGACGUGAUCAUCGUGAGGCCGCUGGUUGUCGGCGAUGCCGAUAUCGAGAUCAGCACGACUCUGCGCUCGGUUCAAGAUGGCGGAGAGGUUCUUGUUAAUUCCUGGACCAGAUUCCGGAUUUCUUCCUACUCUCCAGAUAUAGGUUGGACCGACCACUGCACUGGGCUCGUCUCGGCCCGGCCCAAAGAGAUCAACGAGGUAGAUGAAGAUCGCGAGGCAAGAAAUCGAGAAGAAGAGUUGCAAUCCAUCAUAAAUGCACUGGAGGGCCCCGGGGCUAGCCCUGUCCAAACAAGUUCCAUGUAUUCCAAAAUGGCAAAAGCUGGCAUUGACCUUGGGCCGUUGUUUCAAGGCAUGCACGACUGCAAGGCAAGCGAGACACACUGUUCGGGGAGCAUCACCAUACCCAAUGCUGCAAAGGAGAUGCCCCAGGAAGUCCUAGCAUCUCCGAUUAUACACCCAUGCCUUCUCGAGUCGUUGAUAGGCAUGUACUGGCCAAUCGUGGCAUCUGGAGACGCCAAAGUCAAGGCUAUUCAUCUGCCAUCAUCGCUCGGCAACAUGUCCAUCGCCGCAGAUGCUAUCGACAUUUGCAAAGAGCCAGGUCACUUAUUGUUGGCUUAUUCUCAAGCCAGCCCUCCAACUGGGCUUUCAAGGCCACUGAGAGUCAACGCGUUCGCCACUAGUAGCACCGACCGAAAGCGAGCCUUGAUAACGAUAGAAGAUCUUGUCGUUUCGCCAAUCGUUGACAAUGGAGCGCAAGGAGCCACGUCCGCCCCUCGAGAGCUCUGUUACAAGAUCAAUUGGGAGCCCGUCUCGGACGCGCUUGAGCUCGCUGCUUCCGGCACCCAUAGUCAAGCGGCGACAAACGGAGAAACUAUCCCAAGCCGGUUCCCAACACUGCCGGUCGCGAUUGUCACUGACAAGUCUGAACUGCAAAACACCAUUGUCCCUGCGCUGAAGAAAGACAUCGAAGGGAUAACAGGCAGCACUGCUUCCGUCUGUAGCCUGGAGGACCUUAAGCCAGAGGGAAAGACUCUCAUCAUGCUCUGCGACCUAAACGAACCAAUGCUUUCAAAAAUGUCAGAAGCAAAGUUCAACCUUCUCAGGGAUGCGCUGACCAAGGCCGCUGGCUGUCUUUGGGUCGUCCGAGGCGCUUAUGCAAACUCGACCAACCCUGAAGCCAACAUGAUCUUGGGAUUGAGCAGAACCGUACGGUCCGAGACUGCUAUGAAGUUCGCGACCCUAGAUCUCGACGGAGAACAGCAGAUUUCGGCCGAGCUGGCAGCUGCAGCGGUUCUCCAGGUGUUUGAGCGUGCUUUUGGCAUUGCAUCAACCGCCACGUCUGAGCUCGAGUUCAUGGAGCGGGGAGGUCGACUGUACACCCCAAGGGUGGUCAAUGAUGAGGACAUGAAUGCAUAUGUCCAUCGCGAGACGUGUCCACCCGUCUUAGAGGACACUUUGUUCGCAAGCAGUGACCGGCCUUUGAAACUGGCAUUUACACCGCCAGCCUCAAUCGAAUCUCUUCAUUUCGUGGAUAGUUCUGUGAUUGGGACACUGGCUGAGGACGAUGUCGAGAUCGAGGUGAAAGCCAUCGGGAUGAGCUCCAGGGACAUCAUGGCGGUCAAAGGCCAGAUUGAGGACGAGCCCGGCUACGAAAUCGGUGGUAUUGUUUCCGCCGUUGGCUCGUGCUGCGUACAUGUUGAGGUUGGGGAUCAUGUGUGCGCCUUGGUUAGAGGUGGUUACGCCUCUAGGGUGCAAACAAAAGAAACGAUGGUUAUGCGGGUUCCAAAGACGGUUUCUUUGGAGAAAAUUGCUUGUGUGCCACUGAUUUAUUGCACGGCAUACUACGGCCUUGUUGAUUUAGGGCGCUUCGAACAGGGAGAAAGCCUCAUGAUACACGGCGCCGCCAGCCCUGUUGGCCAAGCAGCCGUUUUCCUGGCGCAAGAGCAUGGUGCCAAUCUGUUUGCCACUGUCAGCAGCUCACACGAGAAAGAGCUGCUGAUGAAGGAAUACGGAAUCUCCGAGAAACGGAUAUUUAGCAAUAAGAUCAGCGGACUUGGCUCCAAAAUCCGAGCGGUGACAUGCGGUCGGGGCGUCGAUAUCGUGUUGGAUUCUGCAGCAGACGAUGCCGUGACGGAAACAAUGGACUGCUUGGCCGAGUUUGGUAGAUUCGUGAAUCUCAGCAACAGAGACAGCGGUCGAGGAGCGCGAUGGGAUAUGAUGGAGAGACACAAGAGCUUGAGUUACACCUCAGUCGACAUUUUCGCCCUGGCCCACCACAAGCCUUCCGUUAUCGGGCGUGUUUUCCGAAAGCUUGGUAAGCUCCUUGAGUCUGGGGCAAUACAUCCACCUGUGCCCAUCCACGCAUUUGGGAUCUCGGAUAUAGAAAACGCGUUCAAGGCCCUGCAAAGCGGCCGAUUGCUGGGAAGGCUUGUCGUGGUAGCAAAUGCGGGAGAUGAAGUCAAGGCAACUCGAUCACAGCGUGCAAGCAGCUUGCUCAGACCAGAUGCCACUUACGUCCUAGUCGGUGGUACAGGGGGCCUCGGUCGGAGCAUGACGCGGUGGAUGUUGACCAAUGGAGCUCGGCACAUUGCUUUAGUUUCGAGAAGCGGCGCAAUAUCCGACAAGAUCACUGAGAUCAUCGAUGAAGGCACCAAGUGUGGAGCAGAGAUAGUCGUGCGCAGGUGCAAUGUGGCUAUCGAGGCCGAAGUGGAAUCGUUAAUCUCCAACGGCCUGCAAGGGAUGCCCACCAUCCGUGGGGUUGUUCAUGGAACCAUGGUUCUUCGGGACGUUCUGUUCGAGAACAUGACAUGGGAAGACUACACCACAGUCAUUGAAGGCAAAGUCCAAGGUGCAUGGAACCUCCACCACGCGCUCAAAGACAUCCCACUGGAUUUUUUCGUAGCACUGUCCUCAGCCGCAGGCAUGGUCGGCAACAGGGGCCAGGCGGCCUACGCGGCAGCCAACUGCUUCCUGACAGCCCUAGUCCAGUACCGCCUGUCUCGCGGACUCCCUGCGUCGGCUUUGGACCUAACCAUGGUGACCGACUCGGGUUACCUCGCCGAAAACGAAGAAAAGCUGGCCCAGGUGACCAGAAACCUAGGCAGCGACGGCAUCAGCGAGUGCGAAGUCUUAGCGCUCCUCCGAGCGGCCAUCAGCGGCCGGCUCGCCGAGACGUGCAACAACCACACUGUAACGGGCAUGCGCAUAAGCCCCUCGAUGCAGCCGUUUUGGACGUCGGACGCCAAGUUCAAGCAUCUGCGGCUGGCGAUGGAGGCUCAGCUCGACCAAUCAGAAACGUCGACCGGCAUGGAUGUUAUGAUAUCGUUCGGGUCGGCGUUAAAAGCAGCAAAAACGGCCAAGGAGGCAGAAGCAGUGGUUUGUGCUGGGCUUGUGAACAAGAUCUCGUCUGUGUUAAUGUUGGAGGCAGAAGACAUGGACGUGACGCGGUCGUUGACGCACUACCAUCUUGACUCGCUCGUCGCAAUAGAAAUUCGAAACUUUAUAGCGCGCGAGUUCGAAGCCAGCCUGCAAGUUAUGGAGCUGCUGGCCAGCGGAUCAAUCGUGUCGCUGGCUAAGUUGGUCUGUGGAAAGAGCAAACUAGUUUCAGGGUAG
Messenger RNA from Pyricularia pennisetigena, 6870 nucleotides. RefSeq lists its product as uncharacterized. Gene Ontology annotation, biological process: secondary metabolite biosynthetic process; fatty acid biosynthetic process. The transcript is spliced from 4 exons. The record is from RefSeq and is a predicted model, not a curated record. Gene Ontology annotation, molecular function: phosphopantetheine binding; oxidoreductase activity; fatty acid synthase activity. Lineage: Eukaryota; Fungi; Ascomycota; Sordariomycetes; Magnaporthales; Pyriculariaceae. The coding region runs from base 1 to 6870 and encodes 2289 amino acids.